GUCCAGUGAAGCUCAGGCAGCCAAGCAAAGUUUCAUCGGCAUCUUGUUGUCCAUGGCACUCUACAAGCGGUAUAAAGGCCGGGCCAACUUCCUCCCUCUGCUGCACUCCCUCUAUCUCCAUAACAACGGCACUUCUUUAAAGGUAAAUAGAACGCUACAUGAAAUUGGCCUCACCACGCCCCCCUGCAAGUUGUUUGAGGUGUUGAGGCAGCAUUCGACAGUGCCGUCAGACCCCGUGUGGGAUUGGAAGGAUGAAGUUGAGCAUGCACUCAAAAUUGUCCACCACAGACCAACGCCUUCCCCACGGAAGUAUAAUGCAGAAAGAAGGAAAUCUCGUAGCGUUCUUCCAAAGCCAACCACAGUGAUCUCGUACAGCUUAUGCUGGGACUCCAUCCAGCACCCGCAGUACUCAUCGCAUAACCAGAAGAAGAACCCUGAUCCGUUGAUGGCACAGGCCUACGCUGCCAGGAACAGGGUGCCUUUCCUCAUGACGUACAAGGAUCCGGACAUCCGCCUAGCCGAUAACAUUUCCUUUGAGGAGUUUGUGCCUGACUCCGAGGACUUCAUCCGGGUGAGGGAGCAGAUGAAAAAGGAGGUACAGAAGAUCCUCAUCAAGUAUCUGAAGGUGUUCAACAAACUGACGGUCACAGAGCACCACCAGUAUUCGGACCUCAUGAUGCAGAAGAACUACACGGUUGAUUUAGGGUCCGUCUUCAAAAGUCCAACAGACAAUGGCAAUGUGGCUCUCAUACUGAAAGACCUUAAGAUGUACAUGCCCUGUGACGAAGGAGAAGCCACUCCACUCUGCGUAUUUGGGAACAAGAGGAGCGUUGAACGGAUGGUGUGCGCCAAGGACGUCAUGUCUUGUUUCUCCGAGAAGGAGGACAGAUUAGAUGGUCUGGAGCCCUGUGUGACAGACUACGGGCGUCAAAUACUAUUAGCUCAAGAUAUCAUCAAAAUCUUCUAUCCAAGUGAUUUAACAAAUGAGAGUGGAAGCCUGCACCACAUCUGCACCAGUUUCAAGCCAGGGGUCACGAGAAGUGAAAACCCUGACUUCAAGGCCAUCAGCUCUCUACUCGAGCUGGUUGCUCAUGGCCACACGAUGGCCAUGGCUGAGCAGAAACUGCACUUGCUGAUGCCUGGUGGGAAUAGUCUGAGCAAUGAGGAGAGAAAGAGAAUACUAGAGAAGAUCUCCGAGGAAAUUGUGAAUGAGAUUUGGCCCAAGAUUGACACAGCCUCCUUCGAUGUCGUGCGGCAGUCAAGUGAGCCAGUUAGAGACGGAGAGUGUUCCUUUGGGGACUGCGUCAAUUUCAAGGACAAGGCCUUGCUGCCAUGUACAGAACGUUGCAGCCGCCCUUUCUAUUUCUGCUGCAAGAAGCCCCUAAAUGAUGGUCUCGUGGAGUGUGGCCGCAGGGAAAACUGCCCCCGCGGUGCCUGGUUCCACCUUAAUAAGAAGUGCUCGGGAUUGUCUGAAGCUCCUGAGG
Molecule: messenger RNA, 1484 nt
Organism: Penaeus monodon (black tiger shrimp)
Lineage: Eukaryota; Metazoa; Arthropoda; Malacostraca; Decapoda; Penaeidae
Source: RefSeq, a predicted model, not a curated record